AUGGCUCUAGGGUUUGUCAACCUCACCCAGGUCGCUGUACUCGCCGCAAGUUCAUGGCUACUCUUCCACCUAGCCCAGGGAAUAUACCAGGCUUACUUCUCCCCUCUGCGCCAUAUUCCAGGUCCCAAGUCUUGGGUUAUAUUCCCGUUCAUCCCUAAGGUCAAAGUCAUCCGCGGCACCAUUGACCAGAACAUACGCGCGUUCCACAAAAAGUACGGCAAUGUAGUGCGCUAUGAACCAGGUGCCGUGUCAUUCACGACCAACGAGGCUUGGAAGACCAUCUACGGCCAUGGCCACGGCCAGUUUCCCAAGUUCAACGCGUCCCAGCAGCUCGAACCCCAAUCCAACAUUCUCACCGCUGACGAUGCGAACCACGCUCGCAUCCGCCGCGGAGUCGCCCACGCCUUCUCUCCCAGGUCCCUGGCGGAACAGGAGCCGCUGAUCCAUGAGUACGUCGACAAGCUGAUGCGACGGCUGGCCGACGUGGCAGAGUCCCGUACGCCAACGGAAAUAGACCGGUGGUUCCACAUCACGUCGUUCGACAUCAUCGGCGACUUGACCUUCGGCCAGUCUCUGGGCGGCCUCGACAGCAACGAAGUUCACCACGUCGUCAACCUUGUCCUCCUGUUCAUCGAGCGGGCCAAGAAGGUCUUCGAGCUCAACAGCCUGCUCGGCCCGUUGGCGGGGCUGGUCAUGCCGGUCCUCGCGCGAGACGCCGAAAAGGGAUUCCUGGACCAGUUCAACUACACAAGAUCGGCCGUGGACAGGCGGCUUGCAAUCGACGCGGACGUGGAUCGCAAGGAUUUCAUGACGGGUCUGCUGCGGGGGAGAGAUGAGAAGGAUAUCGGGUCCAUUGAGGAGAUUGUCACGAACUCCAACACCCUGUUCGUGGCCGGCAGCGACACCACCGCCACGCUUAUGACGGCGUGCACGUUCUUCCUCCUCUCGACACCCCAUACAUACGAACAAGCGGUAAAGGAAGUCCGAGACGCCUUCGAUUCAGCAGCCGAAAUCAACUUCACCGGCGCCACCGCACGCCUGCCCUACCUGCUUGCCGCGCUUAACGAAACACUGAGGCUGUAUCCUCCUGUACCAGGAACUCUCGAGAGAGUUGUUCCCCACACCGAGGAGCCAGUUUACAUCGAAGGGAAGCACAUCCCGCCGGGGACUCGGGUUGGCGUCCACAUGACUUCCGCAGGCUUAUCAGCUUCCAAUUUCGCGAAGCCGGAGUCGUUCAUCCCCGAGAGAUGGCUACCCAACGUCGCCCAGGACCCAUCAUCUCCGUUUUUCGGGGACAGGCGAGACGCCAUCCAGCCCUUUUCAUACGGUCCACGUAACUGUGUCGGCAAGCACCUCGCGUACAACGAGAUGCGGGUGAUCAUGGCGCGCCUGCUCUGGGAGUUUGACCUCAAGCUGCACCCGUCUGCUUAUGGGUGGACACAGCCUUACUCAAAGCACAAGGCCUGGUCGAUUUGGAAGAAACCACCACUGGUCGUGUACGUCAAGAAACGUGAAUUCUCGACGUAG
This is a messenger RNA of Colletotrichum destructivum, 1527 nucleotides long. RefSeq names its product Putative cytochrome P450. NCBI's taxonomy places the organism in Eukaryota, Fungi, Ascomycota, Sordariomycetes, Glomerellales, Glomerellaceae. The transcript is spliced from 2 exons. Gene Ontology annotation, molecular function: oxidoreductase activity, acting on paired donors, with incorporation or reduction of molecular oxygen; monooxygenase activity; heme binding. The record is from RefSeq and is a predicted model, not a curated record. The coding region runs from base 1 to 1527 and encodes 508 amino acids.